GCCAAGUGUCAGUCUCAGCAGGUGGUGGGCCAGCAGCAACAACAGCAACAGCAGCAGCAGUCCCAGCAGCAGGGCUCUCAGGUCAAGGACAUUGGAGAGAGGAGCUACGAGUUCUUGUCGCACGUGGGCUCUGGCGCUUAUGGCCAGGUUUUCAAAGCCAGAGACAAGAACAAAGAGGGGGCGAUCGUUGCCAUCAAGCAGAUCAGGAUACGGCGACAAGGGAGACAAUAUGAGGCCGGGAUGCCCAUGGCGGCUAUCAGAGAGAUUUCUCUCUUGAAACAGUUGGAAAACACGGAGCACCCAAACAUUGUCAAGCUGCUAGACGUGCACCAUCAGGCAGUCUCAGACAGGGACAUCUGUCUCUCCCUGGUCUUUGAGUUCAUCGACCAGGAUUUGAACUCCUACCUCGAGCGAUGCCCGCCUCCUGGAUUAGGGCCCGACAGAAUCAGG
This is a messenger RNA of Aplysia californica (California sea hare), 450 nucleotides long. Its product is annotated as cyclin-dependent kinase 4. Gene Ontology annotation, molecular function: ATP binding; cyclin binding; cyclin-dependent protein serine/threonine kinase activity. The record is from RefSeq and is a predicted model, not a curated record. Gene Ontology annotation, cellular component: cyclin-dependent protein kinase holoenzyme complex; cytoplasm; nucleus. Gene Ontology annotation, biological process: regulation of G2/M transition of mitotic cell cycle; protein phosphorylation; signal transduction. Lineage: Eukaryota; Metazoa; Mollusca; Gastropoda; Aplysiida; Aplysiidae.